Bacidia gigantensis is the source of this 1164-nucleotide messenger RNA. RefSeq lists its product as uncharacterized. The record is from RefSeq and is a predicted model, not a curated record. The transcript has a single exon. NCBI's taxonomy places the organism in Eukaryota, Fungi, Ascomycota, Lecanoromycetes, Lecanorales, Ramalinaceae. Bases 1 to 1164 code for a protein of 387 amino acids. Gene Ontology annotation, biological process: phosphorelay signal transduction system. Gene Ontology annotation, cellular component: plasma membrane. Gene Ontology annotation, molecular function: phosphorelay sensor kinase activity.
AUGACGCAGCCCGACGCCAACCGCGAAAAGAGGCCCGACCCGGAAGAGAUUCUGGCCCGGGUGAUGCGGCAGGAAAACCAUCCGACCAAACGAGGCAGGCUUAAAGUGUUUCUUGGGUUCGCGGCGGGCGUCGGCAAAACCUUUGAGAUGCUCAACGAAGCCAACCGCCGCAAGCAGCGCGGGCAGGAAGUCGUGAUUGGCUAUGUUGAAACGCAUGGGCGUCAGGGCACGGUGGAGCAGCUGGGCGAUCUGGAAGUUAUCCCGCGCAAAAAAGUGGAGUAUCGCGGCGCGACUUUCGAGGAAAUGGACACCGAAGCGAUCAUCGCCCGCCGUCCCAGAUGGGUUCUGGUAGACGAACUCGCCCAUACCAACGUUCCCGGUUCGCUCCGUGAAAAGCGCUGGCAGGACGUGGAAGCGAUUCUGGACGCCGGUAUCAACGUAGAAACUACGCUGAACGUGCAGCAUCUGGAAAGCCUGAACGACACGGUUCACGAUAUUACCAAUGUGUGGGUGCGCGAAACCGUGCCGGACAAAAUCGUUCGGGACGCGGAUGAGAUUAAAAUGGUGGAUAUUACGCCCCGCUCACUAAUCAAUCGGCUGGAGCGCGGCGACAUCUACAAAGCGGACAAAGUCCAGCAGGCGAUGCAGAACUGGUUCCGGGAAGGCAACUUGAGCGCUCUGCGCGAAAUCGCCCUGCGCGAAAUCGCGCAGGAAGUGGACGAUGAUGUCACUGCCUAUCGUAAAGACAAGCAUAUUCAGGACGCCUGGAAUACCAGUGACCGCAUCAUGGUCUGCAUUACGCCAUCGCGCUCGUCGCUGCGACUGAUCCGACGCGGAUGGCGCAUUUCGCAGCGGCUGCAUGGCAGUCUCGUCGCGGUUUAUGUGGAAACCAAACCGGGAACGUCGGAGGAACAGGAGAUACUGCGGAACGAUUUCGCGCUGGCGGAACGGCUGAAAAUUCCCAUUGUCACUUUGCAGGGCAAUGUCGGCAAUGAGUUAAUCCGUUACGCCCGCGAAAACAGGAUUACGCAAAUGGUGAUUGGACAUUCCAGCCAUUCGCGCUGGCAUGAAUUCGUGUACGGCUCUCUGGUUCAUCGGCUUACGAAAGAGUUGCGGAGCAUGGAUAUUCUCAUUGUGGCGCAGCCGCAGGAACAGGCGGAAUGA